Ilyonectria robusta is the source of this 744-nucleotide messenger RNA. RefSeq lists its product as uncharacterized. Lineage: Eukaryota; Fungi; Ascomycota; Sordariomycetes; Hypocreales; Nectriaceae. The record is from RefSeq and is a predicted model, not a curated record. The transcript has a single exon. The coding region runs from base 1 to 744 and encodes 247 amino acids.
AUGGCCGCUGCCGAAGGAAAAUUCGUCCUGCGCCGUCGCGAGGGCUUCGGUAACGAGAAGCGCGCAUCGGCCAGCAGUGCAUCAGACGCCGAAAGCUCCGCCGCAAGUGACACGGCGGCGGAUGCUUCAUCUACGGCGACGGAAUCGUCGGCGGAAUCAACGGAAGCUGCGUCAUCGACGGAAGACGCAUCGUCAACAGAGGCUGCAUCGUCCACCGAGGCUUCAUCUUCAUCUUCAUCUGCGGCAGCCUCAACUACCGAUGUCACAACUACAGACGCAUCAACGACCGACGCAUCGUCAACAGACACUUCAUCUGCUUCAGCUACGACAGGCGCCUCAUCCACGGACACCACAGCCACUUCGACUGCUACCGGUUCCAUCCUGUCUGGAACUCACUGCUUCAGCACCAGCAAGAAGUCCACCAGCGUUUGCCCCGUAACGACCAGCAGCGGCCACACAGUCACGGCCAGCGACUGCACCUCGACUUACGUGCUCACCAGCACGUGCUCUGACAACUUCGUUUGCACCACCGACUCGAGUGGUAUCGACAUCUGCAUGGAGACCCGGACUAUCCAAACUGGCGGCAUUGUUGUUGCCAUCGUUUUCGCCGUCGCCACAUUUGUUGGAUUCGCUGCCAUCUGCUUCGCCAGUGCCAGGCAAGCCAAGCAGCAGAAGACCAGUGCCGUUAAGGCUGAGGCCAAGGCGCUGCUAAGGAAGCAGACGGUUCUGGAGCGAGCCAGGUAG